This is a messenger RNA of Centropristis striata (black sea bass), 4909 nucleotides long. Its product is annotated as coiled-coil domain-containing protein 136-like. Bases 296 to 1900 code for a protein of 534 amino acids. The record is from RefSeq and is a predicted model, not a curated record. NCBI's taxonomy places the organism in Eukaryota, Metazoa, Chordata, Actinopteri, Perciformes, Serranidae. Gene Ontology annotation, biological process: acrosome assembly; single fertilization. The transcript has 12 exons. Gene Ontology annotation, cellular component: acrosomal membrane.
ACAGUGCUCUGAUAGGAAUAUCCUCCUACUGGGCCAGCGGACGGUUAGGCCUGGCCCUCCUUUCCUCUCUCUCUCUCUCUCUCUUUAUCCUGAUAUAUUUUCAGACUGUUUCACGGCACACCUCACAUUUCUGGCUGCUUAUGUACUUCACAGAAGUUGCCAGAUGUGACAGCAGCUGAAGAAAGAGAGCAAGCAAGCGAUGCUGUUCAUAAUAUAGUGUAGUUUACUGUUCAUUAGCAGUUAACAAAGAGAGAAAGAGACUCAGCGAAGCGAGGAAACGAACAAUGGAGGGGAAAUGAUCAGUAAUCUGCAACUGUCAGCCUCCACUGCAACAGCCUGUCUGGACCUCAUUAUAGGGAGACGGAGAGCUUGCCGUCUGGAAAACAGCAUCUUUCCCUCCACUCUGCUCCUCCCCUCUUCCCUCUCGGCAUCUCUCCCACGCUCCAGAGCUCAGCCUUCAGCUCCCCGGAUCCUCCCAAAUUCUCCCGAGCUUCAGGGGGCUAUGGAUGGACUGCGUUUACCUCCACUCAUCGAGGAGGCUUUGGACUCUACAGAUGACCCGUGCGAUCUGAAAGCAGAGAGCAGCCCCACCAUGAACAACGAGAUAACAGCAAAGGAGAGAGGCGUGCUGGAGGAGAACAACGAGAAGGAGGAGAUGGACCAGGAGAGAGAUCAGGAGGAGGAGGGGGAAGAGAAGAAGCUGAAGGAGGAGGAAGGAGAAGGGGAGGAGAAGAGGAAGAAGGAGCAGGAGCCACUGACAGAGGAGCAGGAGCUGGAGGAGCUGAGGGCCCAGGUGCUGCAGCUGCUGCUGGAGCUGGACGAUGCCAGAGAGACAUCCAACAAACACCAGGAGAGCUUCCAUGAGCUGCAAGGUCUGCUGGAGGAUGAGCGUCUGGCCACUGCCCAUCAGGCUGAAGCCUUCACACGACAGAUCCAGAAUCUACAAGCCCAGCUGCGUUCUGUGCAGGAGGAGAUGGACAGCCUGGAGGAGGAGAAGGAGAGCGAGCUGGCCGAGGCCCAGGAGGAGCUGCGUGUUGCUCAGGAGGAGGUGCUCCUGCUGCAACAGGCAGCAGAGGAGGCGGCAGCAGAGAGGGAGAACGACAUCGCCUCGCUGCAGGAGGAACUGUGUCGCCGACGGGCCGAGCUGCAGCGUCUCAGCGAUGAGACCCAGGAGUACGAGCUGGAGAUCACCACGCUGAGAGCCGAGAUCAGCAUGAAGAGCCAGCGCAGGGAGGCGGAGAGGAGAGAGGGUGACGUGGACCUGCUGAAGGAGGAGUGCCGUAUGCUGAGGGAGGAGUGUCAGACCCUGAAGGAGGACAACAGACGUCUCUCUGAGAGGCUGCAGCUGCUGCAGAGACAGAGGACAUGCUCCAGUGUGUACCUGUCACUGAAAGAGGAAGAUGUCGAGGGCACAGAGGGGAAGGAGAUGGAGACCGGCUCGGAUGAGGUCAUGACAGAGAGUUACAUGACCAUGGCGCAGUCAGGGAACUGUCGCCUGGUGGACGCCUCAAUCCAGAAGAAUAUUUCAUUUGAUGGGAAAUCCGUCACACCAAGCGGCUGGAACGGCGGCAUCGGGGAGAUCUUCUCCUUGAGGGAGCAGCUCAAGCAGGCAGAGGAGAAGGCCUCACAGGUUCAGAGAGAGUGUGACGGUCUGAAGAUGGAGCUGCAGGGGCUGCAGGUACUGUAUGACAGCAGUCAGAGGGAGAGAGCAGAGCUGGAGGAGGAGCUGCAGCGCUGCAAGGCAGAGCUGGAGAAGCUGUCAGGGGGGGCUCAGAGAUUCAUCCAUCCGUCUGAGCACCCUGUUCUCUCCAUCCCCUUCAUAGGAAUGAUUGUAAUUUUGGCUGUGGUCUGGUGCUGGUUGUCGGAGCUGGCGUCCCAGAGGGCAAGGGGAGUGAGGUAGGUUGGAACUCCAUUUUGACUCUCACUGCAGCCACAGCAGUGCUUCUAAUGAUGACUAGCUUGUUGAGAGCUCUCGUCCGAUGUUGACUGGAUGGGCAACAACUGCACAGGGACAGACGUCUGCUUCAGACCAGCCCUCGUUCUCUCCUGCCAUGUCUAUAGACUGAACUGGAAUCCUCUAGAUGUGAUAGAGCUGACAACUGUGUCGUAGAUUGUUGUCGCUAAUGAGAAGGUACUACGUGCACUGAGAACGAAGCGCUCAGUCUCACUGGAGAUGAGAGAUGGUGAUGAGUUGAGCCCACAUGAGGACUGAUCUCACUCCACUAAAUGUAUGCUAGUGUUGUGUCACUGCUCCUCUGUGUCUGUGAAUAUUAUUUUCUCUCCUUUAGCUAACAAUGUGUUUUUAAAAAAAAUGAAGGUUUUGAUUAUUAAUGUGCACCAAAUUCAGUUUAUUUAACCAUUAUUUAUUUAUUUGUUUAAAUAUUGUUCAUAGUACUAUCUGAUCAUAACACGGAGUCUGGACAUUUAAUGCACUGAAAUCCCUGAAAUGUACAUAAGCUCUUAAUAUAUUAACAAAAAGAGCAGUUUGCAUUGUUUUUGAAUGAGUUGAGUAUUAAUUAAUUGUUGCUUCUCCUCAAAUACUGAAUGCAAUAAAUUCUGCAUACUAUACCACUAGAUUAAAUGUCACAAAAUCUCCAUUAAUUAUCAUCCUUUCCUUACAUUAUCUCUGCCCCACACAACUUUCCUAUGUCACAUAGUUUUUUGUCCAUUUUAAAUACCAAUAAUAUGCUAUUCCAGUGGGAAUCUAACACUAAUACCUGUUGCUCUAAGCUCUCAGUUAAAGUCUGAUGUUUAACCCUUCGUGGGAGGAAGCAGCUCUUCUUCAGUAUUCAGUUUCUGUGCUUCAGCUCGGGGCUCUGUCACUUCCGCCUGCCUCUCCAUUGUCUUGUGUCUCUGACUCUGAAAUCAACUCCCACCUUCCUCUUUAAUUAUCAGGACACCAGGAAGUCUCCACCUGCCCACACCUCACUUUAAAAAAAACCCUCAGAUCUUAACACCCACAGCUGCAUUGUUACUAGACGGUUUGCUGUAAGUUUUAUUUUGUGUUCGUAAAUAUAUUUCUGCAACUUUUGGAGCAAAUUGUAGGAGCUAUAUUAUGAUGUUUUCCAACAUUUUGAUGUGGGAAAAUAAACUUUUGUUCCCCUCCUGCAGGAUUUAAAUGUUAGAGUAUUGUUAUUUAGAUUUAUGGUGAUCGCGGGUUGUUCCAGGUACUCGGUGGGAGAAUGUUGACUACCAGCUUUCCUUGUUUACUUGUUUCCUGUUUACACUCUUUAUGUAACAAACUACAGAUCUUAUAAAUGUCUUAGAUGACAAACCUGUCAAACUUUAGAUUCAACUAUUGAAGUGAAAGAGCAUGCCUCGUUUCCAAAUAGCUUUGUUUUGUGUCAGUAAUUGCGUAUUGUGUGAUCAACACAAAGAAAUAAGAUAUCUUUAUGAAUGGAUAUAAACUCCACCAUGAUUAUGGACUUUUGAAUUGUUUAACCCUUGCGUUGUCUUAAGGGUCAAAAUUCACCCGCCACUAUGUUGAACAGCAGGAAAAAAAUCUCUAUCUUUUUUCAAGAUAAAAAUUGGUUGAAAAGUUUUUGUCUCACUUACUGUUGUUUAUACACCUUGUGGUUGGGGUCAAUGAUGAAAAAAAGGCCCUUAGGACAAGGCAAUUGUGCAGAAUGUUAAGAUUAUACAAGGGAUAACUUUGACUUAUGUGGUGUAGCCUAUGCUAACAGUAUAUUUUAGCAAAAAAAAAAAAAAAAUACGCAAAUUCUCAAUGUGUUAAACUUAUUAAACUAGUUUUAUUAUAUAAUUAUGCCAUUUGACUAUAAACAAAGUCAUGCAACUGAAUUGAAUAAAAUAGUCUGUUAGCUGAUUGGCUAAUUCAAUAGGAAGUUAGAAUAAAAUGAAUACAGUCUAUUAGAAAUCUGCAGCAAAAUUUAAAUUCCAGACCAAAAAUAAAUAGAUAAAAAAGGAGGAUUUUUACAAACACAUUGUGGAGUCUCCUGUAGGUCCUCAUAGGAAUGAAUGUCACAGAGCUGUUUGGAAACGAGGCGUUGGUUUGUUGUGAGGACAUUUUAGAAAUUGAUUUUGUUCUAAAAUAUGUAUAUAAAUAGGAAGGAGCCAGAAAAAAGUUUGUUAGAGUUCAUUAUAUAAAACAAAUAUAUGUAUAUGUGAAAGGACUCUGAUGAUUGUUUACAUUUGUGAAACGUUUUUUUGUGAAAAAUAUUUUAGAACUGAAAAAAAGCAUGCUAGAAAACAUAUAGAAGCACAAUAUAUAAUUUUUGUUGAUCCAGUUACUUUGUAAUUCAUGUAAAUAUUUAGGACAUACAGUACUAUGGGGGAGAUCUUUCUUAAAUCCAUUUGUACUAGCUUUGUAGAAAGUUUAUUCUAUUUUGAAAGAGCAUCGUAUAUUUGAUAGCCGAAUUAUAAGCUGUGUAAAUGUUUAUUUAUGGUGCCGUUAUUCAGACUUGCGGAUCAUUUUCAGUACCUCUUUGUUCAAAGGUGGCGUAGUCAUUGCAUGCAUUUAGAUUGCAUUUGACCUUAGUUGCUAAAAAGAGCAAUAUGACUUGUAAAAUUCAGAAAUAUAUAAACUUUUCUGAAACAUUUGUCAUUAAACAGAACCUUUACGAGCAAUGCCUGACCAAUGUUAUUUCUGCAUAUGAAAACACUAAGGACACGAUGUGCCACUGGACUGCAGAUGUUGUCACUGUCUUUAAAAAAAGUUUGCAAUAGAAAUUUCCAUUGACUGCAAUGGUACAUAUGAAUGUUGUCUGAUCCAGAGCAUUAUUUCAGAUUAUUUCAUGAAUAUUAUCAUCACAAGCUUUGAUAUUGCGCCGUGUUUCUCUGCUUGUUGCUUUAAAUAUUGACAUCAUUGUUGUUUUCAAUAUAGUCGUGGCUAUUUUGUUACCUGGAGGUCUAUUUUGUACUGUAAAUGACUUGAGAAAAUAAAUAUACCCGC